Molecule: messenger RNA, 2584 nt
Organism: Cannabis sativa
Lineage: Eukaryota; Viridiplantae; Streptophyta; Magnoliopsida; Rosales; Cannabaceae
Product: pentatricopeptide repeat-containing protein At1g69290
Exons: 1
Coding region: 1-1956 (651 amino acids)
Molecular function (GO): protein binding
Source: RefSeq, a predicted model, not a curated record
AUGUGGAGGAAAGUUUUUUCUCUGCUUCCAAACAGAGCCUUUUCCUCCAAUCCUGAAAUUCCAACCCUUUACUCCUUUCUCCAACCCUCCAUUUUCGCCCUUAAGAGAGACCCACCUCUUCCCUCCACCAAGCUCCCUACUCAACCCCCUAAAACCCUAAACUCAGACACCGUAACCUCUCUAGAGACCACUCUCCACAAAUCCCUCCUCACCGAUGACACUGAUGAAGCUUGGAAGUCCUUCAAGGCUCUCACGAGUGGCUCCGCCUUCCCAAGUAAGUCUCUCGCCAAUUCACUAAUUUCCCAUUUGUCUUCGCUCAAAGACGUUCACAAUCUCAAAAGGGCUUUUGCCUCUGCCGUUUAUCUAGUUGAGAAAAACCCAGGACUGUUAGAGUUUGAAACAGUUGAAUCUCUUUUAAACUCGUUCAAAUGUGCCAAAACUUCUGCCCCUGCUUUUGCUUUGAUCAGGUGCAUGUUCAAGAAUAGGUUUUUCGUUCCCUUUAGUGUUUGGGGAAAUGUGCUCGUUGAAAUUAGUAAAAAACAUGAGAAUUUCCCGGCCUUUUUGAGGGUUUUCGAAGAAACUUCUAGGAUUGCUCUGGAUGAGAAAUUGAGGUUUAUGAAACCCGACUUGUCAGCUUGCAAUGCGGCGCUUGAGGGCUGUUGUCAUCAGCUAAAGUCAGUGAUUGAAGCUGAGAAAGUUGUCGAAACAAUGUCGGUUUUGGGUGUUCGUCCUGAUGAAAGCAGUUUUGGUUAUCUUGCUUAUCUGUAUGCACUUAAGGGUCUUGAGCAGAAAAUAGCUGAGUUAAAGUGUUUAAUGGUUGGGUUUGGUAUUUCCACUAAAGGGCUUUUUAGGAGUAAUUUGAUUAGUGGGUAUGUGAUGUCUGGUAAUUUAGAUUCUGUUUCAGCUACUAUUUUGUGUGGUCUGGGAGAAGGUGGAGAAAGCUUGAAUCUAGGUGAAGAAACCUAUUGUGAAAUUGUGAAAGGAUUUCUUCAAAAUGGUGAAGUCAAAGCUUUAGCUACUUUGAUUAUUGAAGCUCAGAAGCUAGAGACUUUUACUGUUAUAGUUGAUAAAUCUGUUGGGUAUGGUGUCAUUAGCGCCUGUGUUAAUAUUGGAUUAUCAGACAAAGCACACAGCAUUCUGGAUGAAAUGAAUGUUCAAGAAAGCUUCUUGGGGCUUGGUGUUUAUUUGCCAAUUUUGAAGGCUUACUGCAAAGAACAUCGAACUGCUGAAGCCACUCAGUUGGUCAUGGAUAUUCGGAACUCGGGGCUUGAGUUGGAUGCGGGAACAUAUGAUGCUCUUAUAGAAGCAUCCAUGUCUAGUCAUGAUUUUCAGUCUGCUCUUACUUUGUUCAGGGACAUGAGAGAAGCAAGAGUAUCUGAUUUGAAGGGCAGUUACCUUACCGUAAUGACAGGAUUGAUGGAGAAUCAUCGGCCAGAGUUAAUGGCAGCUUUCCUAGAUGAGGUCGUUGAGGACCCUCGAGUUGAAGUUAGUACCCAUGAUUGGAAUUCAAUAAUUCAUGCCUUUUGUAAGGCUGGGAGACUAGAAGAUGCAAGGAGGACUUUUAGAAGGAUGAUAUUCCUGCAGUUCAAACCAAAUGAACAGACAUAUUUAUCUUUGAUUAGUGGUUAUGUGUCUGCUGAGAAAUAUUUCAAUGUUUUGAUGCUUUGGAAUGAAGUAAAGCGAAAUGUUUCAAUUGAUGGCGAGAAGGGGAUUAAAUUUGAUCAGACCUUGGUUGAUGCCUUCCUCUAUGCUCUUGUCAAGGGAGGUUUUUUUGAUGCAGUUAUGCAAGUUGUUGAGAAAUCUAAGGAGAUGAAGAUUUUUGUGGAUAAGUGGAGGUACAAGCACGCAUUUAUGGAAACCCACAAGAAGCUUAAAGUGUCAAAGUUGAGGAGGAGGAACUUUAGGAAAAUGGAAGCACUUGUUGCUUUCAAGAAUUGGGCUGGCUUAAGUGCAUAAAGAGCAACAAGCCUAGAGCUAUCCAUUAGCUAGCUCCUACCUAUGGUUCAGGCUCUCUAACAACAAACCAAAAGGGAAGUUAUGAGACUAGAACUUGAAAAAUCACACCCUUUAGAUUUGUUUCACAUGGCUGAAUAAGCUCACAAGCUAUUCAUUUCUUGAUCCAUUUGUCUCAAUUUUCAGGUGCUGAGAGACCUUACAUGUCUGUUGAGGAGGAUUUUUAAAGUUAAGUUGGCUUGGUUUCCAUACCAAAAACUGAAAGAUUUCAUUACAUAUGAAUGAAGAGGCCAUGUAGUUUUCUAAUUUGAAACAUUAGAAAAUAUUUUCAGACGAUGACUCGUGUGUGUCUAUGAUGAAAUAAUUGGUGGUCUUCUCGGUUCAAUCUGAAGGAAUGUUAACCAGGUCCAAAUUUGGUACCCGGAAUUAGUAUUGCUUGGAAAUUUUCUUCAAUUGUUGAAACACUUAAAAGCAGAGACAAAUCUCUUCCAUUUUCGCUGUUAGCUUCUCAUACUCAGAAAAAAAGAACUGCCUUGUUCAAAAUACACACAUGUUUUGCGUUUUAUUUUUUCCCCUUGUAUCAAUAUUUACAUAAGCUAUAAUAGAAAAUAUUGAAAAUUUUGUAAUUUCA